UUUACUGUGCUCGACAAGUCUCGCGAUACUAUGCGCUCUAUGCGCGCGCGCAGCCUCACGCACGUCAGAGAGCUGAGUUGGAGGAUCAUGGCGGAGCGCAGGAGGCACAAGAAACGGAUCCAGGAGGUGAGCGAGCCCACCAAGGAGGAGAAGGCGGUGGCCAAGUACCUCCGAUUUAACUGUCCCACCAAGUCCACCAACAUGAUGGGCCACCGGGUCGACUAUUUCAUUGCCUCCAAGGCAGUGGACUGUCUGAUGGACUCCAAGUGGGCCAAGGCGAAGAAGGGAGAGGAGGCGUUGUUCACCACCAGGGAGUCUGUGUUGGAUUACUGCAACAGACUCCUAAAGAAGCAGUUCUUCCACCGGGCUCUCAAAGUGAUGAAGAAGAAACCUGAGAAAGACACCAAGAAAGAGAAGGAGAAGGAGAAGGAAAAGGAAAAGGAAAAAGAGAAGGAGAAGGAGAAGGAGAAGGAGAAAGAGAAAGAGAAGGAGAAGGAGAAAGAGAAAGAGAAGACCAAGGGCGACAGCAGUAAAGAGGAGGAGAAAAAGGGGAAGAAGGAGAAAGAGAAAAAGAAAGAGUCUGAGGCUAUUGAAACCAAGAAAGAGAAAAGUGAUGACAGUCCUGGAACCCCCAAGAAGAAGAAAGAGGUGAAGAAGAAGUUUAAACUGGAGCCUCAUGAGGAUCAGCUGUUUCUAGAUGGAAAUGAGGUGUAUGUGUGGAUUUACGAUCCUGUUCACUUCAAAACAUUUGCCAUGGGACUGAUACUGGUCAUUGCAGUGAUAGCAGCCACGCUGUUCCCACUGUGGCCGGCAGAAAUGCGUGUAGGAGUUUACUAUCUAAGUGUUGCAGCAGGCUGCUUUGUGGCCAGUAUAUUGCUUCUAGCCGUUGCCCGCUGCAUCCUCUUCUUGAUCAUCUGGCUGGUGACCGGCGGGCGGCACCACUUCUGGUUCCUCCCCAACUUGACCGCAGACGUCGGUUUCAUCGACUCGUUCCGGCCGCUCUACACUCACGAGUACAAAGGACCGCGAGCCAGCAGCAAGAAGGGCUCGGACAAGACGGACGAGAAGGACAACGGCGGCAACAAGGCUCAGAAAUCGGACAGCGACGAGAAGUCAGACAGCGAGAAGAAGGACGGCGACGAUGACGAGGAAGAGGAAGAGGAGGAGAGCAAAGAGGCCGAGGAGAGUAAAGAAGCGGAGGGGGACGGAACGGGCGCCGACCGACACUCAGACACAGACAGCGACCGCCGGGAGGACGAAGGCUCGCAGCACAGCAACGGAAACGACUUUGAGAUGAUCACCAGGGAGGAGCUGGAGCAGCACACGGAGGAGGAAGACGAGGAGGAGGAGGAGGAGGAGGAGGAAGACGAGGAGACGGAAGAGAGGAAAGAAGGGGGUGAGAGUGAGACUAAACCCCAGACUGCUGAAACAUAAACUUCUUACAAUCCCACCACUCUCUACUGUUUCUCUCUCUGCCCUCCCUCCCUUCCUCCUGUGAUCCCAGGACCUGCUCGUCCGGCCUCUCUGAGCCUGCUGAGGCCCAGGAGAGGCUCCAUCUCUUCUUGUUGAGAUCUUCCACUUAACAGUACCGAUAGACCAGAACCGGGAUAGACACAACGCUGAAAAGCAAAAAACGGCUACGACAAUGGGGAAAAAAAAUUCUAAAAAGAAGCCUUAUGGUGGAUCUGAUUCCUCCCACAUAAAUGUUAUUUAUGUUAAAAAUGAAAACUGCCACCAACAUGUUUGCCUGAGGAAGUUGUCAAGAAAAACAGACCAACAAACAGCACCGAUGGAGGGUUUUCAUUUCUUUGGUUUACAUGUUUUAUUUAUGUCUCCUCUAUUUGGAUGGAUGUUUUGUAUGUGAGGUCAAAGCCAGAUCUUAGAUAUAGACGGUGGAGAUGCUAGACUGACCAGUAAGAGAAGACGUGCUGGUUUCUUUGCCCCCCUUCUUUUGUCGUCUUAGAGCUCCAUGUCGUUGGUACAAUCACUUUAGUGAGAAAGCCCCCAUUCUUUCACCUUUUUUGGUGUUAAAUCAACUUUGGCAGGAGAAUGCCAGCGAGUCUGAUAGCUUUCUCAGGCAGCCCUUAAAGGAAAACUUGGAUAGUUUACAACCUGGACCUUAUUCUCACAAGUUUUUUGUCGAAGUAACUAACAGGGACAGCUAGUUUUGAAUUUGGUCCAGUAUUGAGCGAAAUUGCUUCAGCCCGCAGCCACAAAACGGGCGGCAAUGUAAUCCUUCGGUGCACUUGCACACCAUCAAUGUUCGUCCAGUUAUGGUGCUUGUUUUUGCCACUGGCAGGCUCAGCUUGUUAUUUUAAUGACCCUGCAGAGAGAUAUCAC
Molecule: messenger RNA, 2340 nt
Organism: Centropristis striata (black sea bass)
Lineage: Eukaryota; Metazoa; Chordata; Actinopteri; Perciformes; Serranidae
Gene: sec62
Product: SEC62 homolog, preprotein translocation factor
Exons: 8
Coding region: 31-1434 (467 amino acids)
Biological process (GO): post-translational protein targeting to membrane, translocation
Cellular component (GO): endoplasmic reticulum; endoplasmic reticulum membrane
Source: RefSeq, a predicted model, not a curated record